Molecule: messenger RNA, 1128 nt
Organism: Aspergillus pseudonomiae
Lineage: Eukaryota; Fungi; Ascomycota; Eurotiomycetes; Eurotiales; Aspergillaceae
Exons: 1
Coding region: 1-1128 (375 amino acids)
Source: RefSeq, a predicted model, not a curated record
AUGGCCCACAGAACAUCCUUUAUUUCAUUUAGACGCAACUUCUAUCAAAAGAAGAUCAAGCUGACAGAGGAAUCUCGCCAGGCGUUUGUCGCCGUGACACAACAAGGAUGGCUGGGAUGCUGCCUCCAGCACUUGACAGUGAUGGACGUGCCAGCGGGCGAUGCCCCUACUUUAGCUGAGCAACGAGCCGUAGCCCUUUUGCGACAGGCUUUGACGAACCUGCGCAUCAACUCUGCACGUGGACUUCUAGAAUCACUGACUCUCACCAUCGAAACAGGGGGAAAUGCCGAAGCACCCUGGAAGAGCGUGUGGGAUGCGGCAGCCAAGCUCUUUCGGGUCACUAUGGUAGCCCUUGGCAGGAGCAAAUUGCACGCGGUAGCAUUGGACAUAUUUUGCAGUAUCGACCGCUGCAGCUUGGCAUGUGGUGAGAUUGCGAAAGUGUGCAAGAGGGUGAACAUGUCUGAAUGUCUGAAGAACACCAAGGCCAUAUCACUAAGCCUGUCGCAUCAACAAACGAAGAGACAGCCGAGCGCUCGUAUGCUCCCUGUUGCGAUUGGUCGAGGAAACGCCCAGGCUAUAACCUGCUUGUUGAACAUGUGCCCUAAGCUCGAAUCCCUUCACUUGCACUGGUACAACCUGGACCUGGUCAACUUGACUCAGGCACAGAUUGAAGAGCAGCAUUUUUUCAAUCGAAUCGCGGACACCUGCCCGAUUGCGCGCUUGAAGCAGUGCACACUGCAAGGAAUCCACACAUCUGAGGAGAAGCUGCAUUAUUUCCUCCGUCGCCGACAUCUCUGCAGCCUGACUAUGGAACAGAUACGCCUCGACUCGGGUACCUUUCAACCCAUUUUCGAAUAUCUAUCAUUGAACACGAGAAGGCUGCGGUAUCUCCAUUUUGAUGACUUUUGGGAAGAUAAAUUGCUCUACUUCGAUGGCCCAGGGCAGCCACACUUCCCUAGUACUAGCGGCCCCAACCUACCUAACUCCAUAACAAGAACCGGACGCGAAACACGCAGGCGUAUCCGGUACUGCUUUAGUGUCGGCGUAUCGCUACCCAGUGCCGAUUGUAAACAAUGGAUGGAGAAACAUUGGCGUCUUUACGGACCUCCAAGAGCGGUUUACGCGUGA